CCCCUCAAUCUUCUAAAUUCUAGCGAGUACAAGCCGAUUCUAUCCAGUCUUUCUUCAUAUGAAAGUCCUGACAUCCCAGGAAUCAGUCUGGUGAACCUUCUCUGUACUCCCUCUAUGGCAAGAAUGUCUUUCCUCAGAUCAGGAGACCAAAACUGUACGCAAUACUCCAGGUGUGGUCUCACCAAGACCCUGUACAACUGCAGUAGAACGUCCCUGCUCCUAUACUCAAAUCCUUUGCUAUGAAUGCUAACAUACCAUUCGCUUUCUUCACUGCCUGCUGCACCUGCAUGCCUACUUUCAAUGGCUGGUGUACCAUGACACCCAGGUCUCGUUGCACCUCCCACUUUCCUAAUCGGCCAUCAUUCAGAUAAUAGUCUACUUGGGCGUGACGUCAGGCACGGGUCAUGCCCAUUGUGCAUAUGGCUGACGUCACAGCGCUGGGCGUGGGUACUUCUUGGCACAGAACAGCUGGCUGGCGAGCAUGCGGGCGGCUCGACGCGAUGCCCGAAUGCUCGACGCCCCCAGAUGGGGUUUAGGAGCCAUUGUUGUGGACGGAGAGAAGGGGACGUGAGCGGCCAUUGAGGGUGACAGGGUGCCGGUGAGCCCCCCAUCUGCUCGGUGAGCUUUGGCGGAGGACCACAUGGCAGGGUACAACAAGGAGAAGCGUUAUGAGUGCGACGUGUGUGGCAAGGCAUGGCAGUACCCGAGCCAGCUGGAGAUCCACCGGCGGGUGCAUACGGGAGAACGCCCCUUCGACUGCUCGGAGUGCGGCAAGAACUUCACCCUCUAUGCCAACAUGAUGCGGCACUACCAAGUGCACUCCUUGACCUGCUCCGACUGUGGCAAGGACUUCAUGACGACGCAAGAGCUGAAAAUCCACCAGCAGGUGCACACGGGCAAGAAGCCCUUCAACUGCUCCGACUGCGGCAAGAGCUUCAAGACGACAAAUGAGCUGAAGAUCCACCAGCGGGUGCACACGGGCGAGAAGCCAUUUGGCUGCUCUACCUGUGGCAAAAGCUUUUCCCAGUCAUCUGGGUUGCAGGUGCACCGGCGGGUGCACAGCAGUGAGCGGCCCUUCACCUGCUCCGACUGCGGCAAAGGCUUCAAGUCGUCCACGGACCUGAAGGUGCACAGGCGCCUGCACACCGGGGAGCGGCCCUACACCUGCAGCGACUGUGGCAAGGGCUUCACCCGCACCAGCAACCUGCUGGAGCACCAGCGCACCCACACCGGCGAGCGCCCCUACACCUGCGCCCAGUGCGGCAAGGGCUUCACCCAGUCCAGUCACCUGCUGGUGCACCAGCGCACCCACACCGGCGAGCGCCCCUACAUCUGCGCCCAGUGCGGCAAGGGCUUCACCCGCUUCACCAGGCUGCUGUCCCAUCAGCUUGUGCACGCCGGCGACCAUCCCUUCCCCAGCCCGGUGUGUGGAGAGCUCUUUGCCAUGGCCUCCCACCCCCUGUCUCACUAGCACAUCAGUGGCCAGCCCUACAGCUACCCGCACUGUGGUGAGGCGUUUUACAGCUCGCAGAGGUUGCGGCAACACCGGCGGGCACAUGUCGGCUAGCGGCUGCCUCCACUGCGGCAAGCGUUUCAAGAGUGCGUGAUGGCUGCGGGAGCACCAGUGGAUAUACACCGGAGAGAGACCCUUUGUGUGCACUGUGUGUGGCAAGGGUUUCACCCGCAUGUCCAGCCGGUGGUGGCACCGGCGUACCCACAGCGUUGAAUGUCCCUUCCCCUGCCCGUCCUGUGGUAAGGGCUUCACCCGCCUUGACCACCUGCUGGAGGACCAGCGAGUCCACACCGGCCAACGCCCCUUCACCUGCCCGCUAUGUGGCAAGGUCUUGGCACGCUCCUCCAGCCCGCUGGCACAUUGCGACGUCGAUAGGCACUGUUUAGGUAGACGCAAAGUGCUGGAAGGUAUGGGUAAUGUUUCGGGUCGAGAUCCUCUUCAGUCCCGACCCAAAACGUCACCCAAUGUUUGUCUCCAGAGAUGCUGCCUGACCUGCCGACUUACUCCAACACUCUGUGCAACAUCACCUAUCCAUGUUCUCCACAGAUGCUGCC
Leucoraja erinaceus (little skate) is the source of this 2067-nucleotide messenger RNA. RefSeq names its product zinc finger protein 239-like. The record is from RefSeq and is a predicted model, not a curated record. Lineage: Eukaryota; Metazoa; Chordata; Chondrichthyes; Rajiformes; Rajidae. Gene Ontology annotation, cellular component: nucleus. The transcript has 2 exons. Gene Ontology annotation, biological process: regulation of transcription by RNA polymerase II. Bases 641 to 1471 code for a protein of 276 amino acids. Gene Ontology annotation, molecular function: RNA polymerase II cis-regulatory region sequence-specific DNA binding; DNA-binding transcription activator activity, RNA polymerase II-specific.